CCGUUGAGCACCCUUGUUUUGUUUAUAUUUUGUAAAUAAUUUAAUUUUCAUUGGAUUGUUAAACAGUCUUUAGAUAAAAACAUGCAGCCCUUAACUAUUAAUGCUAAGGGAGACAUUCAAAUAGAUUUAAAUCAAGUAAGAAUUGAUAUACUACAAGGGAUUCGUGAGUGCACUGAUCGCGGUCUUACUCAGACUACGAAAUGGCUUUCGGAGUUGAAUUACGCUCUUCGUGAUCAUAAACUGAAUUACGAUGAUAUCCCUAAUAACUGCAAUGAAAUGAUACCAGUGGAAGAAAGAGAAGCCUAUGCUCUAGCGAGGAGUUAUUUCGAUUGCCAAGAGUAUGACAGGGCGGCACAUUUCUUGGAGAAUUGCUCUCAUCAAAAAUGUGUAUUUCUACACAAAUACUCACAAUACAUGUCUAGUGAAAAGAAGAGGCUAGAUAAUGCUACUGACUCGAAUACUGACAAUACAGACUCCACACAAGUAUUAUUGGAUUUACUCUCCUUUUUCAAGGCCAAUCGUAACAAAUUGGAUGGCUACCUUCUCUACUUGGAAGGAGUAGUUUUAAAGAAGCUAGACCUUCGCAGCCAAGCUGUUACAGUACUGCAGGCGGCCGUAGCAGCUGUGCCCACCCUGUGGUCAGCAUGGGUGGAACUGGCGGGGCUCGCCAACGAGGCUGAGGCUCUGGACUCUUUGCAGCUGCCCAAACACUGGAUGAUGUACUUCUUCGCUGCUCAUGCAUUUGUGGAGCUGAAGCUGUCGGAACAAGCCCUGGAGGCGUACAUGGCCCUGGCUUCAGCUGGCUUCCACAAGAGCACUUAUGUUACUGCUCAAAUGGCCAUUGCCCAUCAUGAUCGAAGAGAUGUUGAUGCCUCACUUUCCUUGUUCAGAGAACUGUUCCAAACUGACCCUUAUCGCCUUGACAAUUGGGAUGUAUUCUCACAUUUACUGUACUUGAAAGAGAAAAGAAUGGAGCUAGCCAAUUUAGCUCAGAGGGCUGUCUCCAUAGACAAGUAUAGAGUGGAGACAUGCUGUGUUAUAGGUAACUAUUACAGUUUAAGAUGUGAGCACCAAAAGGCGGUGGUUUACUUCCAGCGGGCCCUGGCACUUGACCCACUGUACCUGUCCGCUUGGAUUCUCAUGGGCCAUGAGUUCAUUGAACUACAGAACUCUAAUGCUGCCAUACAAUGUUAUAGACAGGCUAUAGAUGUAAAUAGAAACGACUACCGUGCGUGGAAUGGUCUAGGUCAAGCAUAUGAAAUCUUAGGUUUGAAUGGAUACUGCAUAUACUACUACUCAAGAGCAGCUCAGUUGAAACCGGAUGAUUCCAGAAUGUUAGUGUCUCUGGGAGAGGCGUAUGAGAAGAUGGACAAGAUACCCAAUGCAUUGAAGUGCUAUUACAAAGCUCACAGUACAGGAGAUAUUGAAGGCAUGGCCCUAUUCAAACUUGCUAAACUGUACGAGCGCUCCAACAUGCCCAACAGCGCGGCGGCGGCGUACACGGCAGCAGCCCAGGACCCGGGCAGCGCGGGCAGCCGCGAGCUGCCGGCCGCGCUGCGCUACCUCGCGCAGUACUACCUGCGGUUCUCGCUGCUGGACCACGCCGCGCAUUAUGCGUACAAGUGUCUGGAUUAUGAUACUACAAAAGAAGCUGGGAAGAGUAUACUGAAAAGUAUAUCGGAGAAACGCGCGACGACGUCGGCGCAGUCCGAGACGCUGCCCGAAGACUUACCAGACGCCAUCAAGAACGCGUCCAACGUGUCGCUCCACCAGGAGCCCCCCAAGACGCCGCUGCCCAGCCCCAACGUCACACCAGACAACUUCUCCACACCCAUGUUUACUAGGAAAAAUUGUAAAUACAAAAUGUGAAUUAAUUUGAAAAACUUAGGAGCAAAAUAUUUUAUAUCAGUGUCGGAGAUGAUCUGUGACAUUAAUGUCGCCUUUGAUAGGCUGAAGAUAAAGUGAUACUGAAAAAUACUUGAGCAACAAUAAAUCAAUUUAAAGCUAAACGUAUUUUUUGAUUAAAUUUUAGGUAAAAAAGCAAACAAUGAAAAAAGUUUAUUAAAAAAUUUAAUAGUGAUUAUUUUUACACCUUUCAUACUAAUAAUAACAGAUCUUAGUGCACAAAAGUAUAAAAAAAACAAUUAGAAUUAAAACUAAAUAAAUAGUCAAGUGCAUCAAUUAAAAAUGUUGUUCAAAUCAGCCUAUUGCGUGUGCCACCUAACAUCGGCAGACAGAUUACUGAUUAUAUUAUUACAUCACAGAUAUGGAAAAGUUGAGAGCUCAGGUUGUUACUGUAACAUUAAUUAUUUAUAGAAAACUGAGUGAAGCUGACAUAAGCACAGGAGUUUAGUUUCACCAUUUCGAAUGUAAUUAGCUUCAUAACAU
This is a messenger RNA of Plutella xylostella (diamondback moth), 2388 nucleotides long. RefSeq lists its product as uncharacterized. Gene Ontology annotation, molecular function: protein binding. Gene Ontology annotation, cellular component: anaphase-promoting complex. NCBI's taxonomy places the organism in Eukaryota, Metazoa, Arthropoda, Insecta, Lepidoptera, Plutellidae. The record is from RefSeq and is a predicted model, not a curated record. Gene Ontology annotation, biological process: anaphase-promoting complex-dependent catabolic process; protein ubiquitination; positive regulation of mitotic metaphase/anaphase transition.